Molecule: messenger RNA, 1413 nt
Organism: Cydia amplana
Lineage: Eukaryota; Metazoa; Arthropoda; Insecta; Lepidoptera; Tortricidae
Gene: Nprl2
Product: GATOR complex protein NPRL2
Exons: 8
Coding region: 182-1381 (399 amino acids)
Biological process (GO): negative regulation of TORC1 signaling; positive regulation of autophagy; cellular response to amino acid starvation
Cellular component (GO): vacuolar membrane; GATOR1 complex
Molecular function (GO): GTPase activator activity
Source: RefSeq, a predicted model, not a curated record
GUGGGGUAGGUUCGUUGCUCGUGCGGAUUAAAGUACACUUUUUAUUUACGUUUACAAAAUCGUGUUAGUGUGUCAAACUGAUUAGGAUGUUAGUUUUUCUGUAUCGUACGUUGUUAAUAUAGUGUAGUAAGCGUAAUGUGUUGAUCGUGAAGUGUCGAAAUUUUAAAUUUAGUGGUUUACGAUGGAUGCGAACUCGAAGUAUUACGAGGGCUGUGGGCAGGAAGGGCCUAUACGUUGCAUAUUUCUGUGUGAAUUCCACCCGACGGCCGGCCCCAAGAUAACCUGCCAAGUGCCAGAGAAUUAUAUUUCGAAAGACAUUUUUGAUACGGUCAGCCACUACAUCAUUCCAAAAGUUCAAUUGCAGCGCUGCACUUUGACUGUCACUCUCCUCGGAUCAAAAAUCCUGGGCUUCCCAGUGAGGAUAGACAAUAAGAAAUAUGCCCGCAACGCUUUCUACUUCAACCUGUGCUUUGUUUGCGACGCCUGGGCCCGGACAGUGCACCUGGAGCCCCUAGUCAAGAAGCUGACGGAAUAUCUUUUGUCGAUGGAGCUAGAAACCGAAUGGCUGUCAAAGCAGUCAGUGUCGGGCGAGGCGGGCGCACUAGCGGCGCUGAUGCGGCAAGUUAUGCAGGACAUCAAUAGCAAACGAAUGUGCACACUCACUGUGGGCACAACAACGACACACCUCACCGUCGUGAGGGUAAACAGCGACCCGUCGCCCGUGAAGGACCAUCAGGUGCCCGUGUUCCUGUACAGCAGGCAGAGCUUCGUGGCGGACCAGUGGGACCUCACCACCAAUCAGAUCCUCCCGUACAUCGACGGGUUCAACCACGUGUCGAAGAUCGCAGCUCUGACGGACGUGGAAAUCAGCUUGGUGCGCGCGUGUGUCCAGAACCUCGUCUACUACGGUGUGGUUACUCUAGUGCCCAUCUUCCAGUACUGUGCUGUGUACAGUGCGACGCCCAAGUUAAGACAGCUGACGAGAUGCGCAGGCCUACAGAGGCAGUGUGUAGAAUUUUGCGCGAGAUCAUCACGCCAACUCCCAAAAGUGUCAGACCUUUUCCGCAUGUACGCUGGUAUGACGUACGGAAGCACCGUGCGAGACCUGUGCCGGCGCGUGCGGCCGCAGGAGCUGGCCGUGGACGAGCGCAGGCUCGUGCUGUUUGGUGUGCUGGAGGGGCUGAUCCGGCGCGUCUACAAGUACCCAAUCACAAUGCACGACGACGCGUCGUCCCUGGCCAGUGAACACAGCCAACCGCUCGUGCGCACCUACAACGGACUAGUCUGUCUCGACGAGCUGUGUUGCCAGGGCGGGCUCACCGCGCAACAGUUGGAAGAACAAUUAGAAAGGGAUACUAAUGUUGUGUUCAUUGUCAAGUGAUCUAUACAGCGGCUGUUUCUGAACUGUGUUAA